Molecule: messenger RNA, 672 nt
Organism: Lathyrus sativus (Indian pea)
Lineage: Eukaryota; Viridiplantae; Streptophyta; Magnoliopsida; Fabales; Fabaceae
Source: the annotation of a GenBank genome assembly
AUGGCAUCAAAUAAUGAAGAGGUGAAGCUUUUUGGAAUGGUGGAAAGUCCAUUUGUGACUAGGGUGGAGAUUGCUCUAAAAUUGAAGGGAGUUGAAUAUACAUAUGAGUUAGAAAAGAAAGGAAACUUGAGUGAUACACUCAUCAAAUACAAUCCAGUAUAUAAGAAAGUUCCUGUGUUAGUUCAUAAUCACAAGUCCAUAUCAGAAUCUCUCGUGAUUGUUGAGUACAUAGAUGAAACAUGGAAACAAAAUCCAAUCUUGCCUUCUGAUCCUUACAAAAAAGUACAGGCCCGUUUCUGGUCAAAAUUCAUAGAUGACAAGUCGGUGGAUCCCUUAAGAAAAGUUAUGAACACUAUUGAUGAGAAAGAACGUGAGAAAGGUAUUGAGGAAAUAGAGGAGGCUUUUCAAAUUCUUGAGAAUGAGCUCAAGGACAAGUUCUUUGGUGGAGAUGAGAUUGGAAUUGUUGACAUUACUGCUGUCGUCAUAGCUAGGCUUCCUAUUAUACAAGAAGCAUUUGGCCUGAAUUUGUUGACUAGUGACAAAUUUCCCAAGAUUUACAAAUGGAGCCAAGACUUCAACAAUCACCCUAUUGUUAAGGAAACAUUGCCCACUAGAGAAACCCUUUUGGCCUUUUACAAAGGUCUGUACGAAACUCUUAUUGCUUCAAAAUAG